Molecule: messenger RNA, 2222 nt
Organism: Cydia amplana
Lineage: Eukaryota; Metazoa; Arthropoda; Insecta; Lepidoptera; Tortricidae
Gene: Fatp3
Product: long-chain fatty acid transport protein 1
Exons: 12
Coding region: 137-2134 (665 amino acids)
Biological process (GO): triglyceride homeostasis
Cellular component (GO): endoplasmic reticulum
Molecular function (GO): long-chain fatty acid-CoA ligase activity; long-chain fatty acid transmembrane transporter activity
Source: RefSeq, a predicted model, not a curated record
GCAGUGUUGUCGCAACUAACGUCGCGUGCGCACGCUACUGGUUUUUUUACAUUUAUCGGAUAGUCUCGGUAUUUUUGACAGUAGUGAUACGUUUUUAAGGUCUACUAACUCUACUAUGCACCACACAUAACCAAACAUGACAGAAAAGACAGUAGUCCGUUUCGAAGAAGCGGAACGUAAGAAGACCACCAUCCUCGCUUCAAUAGGAGUUGCUGGUAUGCUGCUAGGAUGGGUGGUCAGAGGAUCAAGCCUCCUGAUGACGUCUGUGGCCCUGGUAUCCGCGUAUCUGAUGACUGGGAAUAGAUAUCAGUGGGUGUACAUUUGGAAGAAGACGUUCUAUAGGGACAUGUUAGGUCUCCGAGUGCUCCUGGUCACCAUGUUCAAGAUCUGGAUGUGGGAGAAGAGAGGCAUGACGGUGGUGAAGCGAUGGGCAGAGGUGGCUCGACAGGACCCUGAUAAGAAGGCAUUCGUCAUGGGUGACCGUCAUCUGACAUUCCGGCAGGGAGAGGAAUUCAGCAACCGCAUCGCCUGGUACUUCAAGCGCCAGGGCUUCAAGAGCGGCGAGGUGAUCGCGCUCUUCAUGGAAACCCAGCCAGAAUACGUUUUCAUCUGGCUAGGUCUAGCCAAGCUCCGUGUGACCACGGCCCUCGUUAAUACAAACCUUAGAGGCGCUCAGUUGACGCAUUGUUUGAAGAUCGCCGGAUGUAAGGCGUUGGUGUUUGGAAAUGAGUUGGCGGAUGCCGUCAAAGAAAUCCGGAGCGAGAUCCACGACAUACCUCUUUUCCAGUUCAACUCUCCUGACCGUCCAGCAUUGGAGAAAUCAGCUACAAUUUUACAAGAUGCUGCUCCUCUCGCGUCAGAGCUGACUGAGAUGAGUGCAGCACCUUUUACAGAGGCGGGCACUGCCAGUCCGCGAGACACGCUUAUGUAUAUUUAUACUAGUGGGACCACUGGGUUUCCUAAGGCUGCAGUCAUUACUAAUAUCAGGUAUCUCCUAAUCCCACUAGGAGUCCACACAUCAGCACGGCUAUCAUCAUCCGACAUCAUAUACGAUCCUCUUCCACUGCACCACACGGCGGGUGGAGUUCUUGGUGCAGGGCAGGCGCUGGUGCUGGGCAGCACAGUGGUGCUAAGGAAGAAGUUCUCAGCUUCGAACUAUUGGAAAGAUGUCGCGAAACACGGGUGCACUGCAGCUCAAUACAUUGGUGAGAUAUGCCGCUAUCUACUGGCAGUUCCACCCUCACCCAGCGACCGGGCGCAUCGAGUGCGCGUGAUCAUGGGGAACGGACUAAGGCCGCAGAUCUGGCAGGAGUUCGUCGAGCGCUUUGGCGUCGAGAGGGUGAUGGAGUUCUACGGGGCGACGGAGGGGAAUAGCAAUUUGAUUAACUUGGAUUCAAAAGUAGGAGCCAUUGGUUUUUUGAGCCGGCUUGUAUCAUCAAUUUACCCUCUAACUCUAGUCAAAUGCGACGAAAUUACCGGUGCAAUACUAAGGGACGGUGACGGCAGAUGUAUAAGCUGUGGACCCCAUGAACCUGGUCUAUUACUUGGCAAGAUAGAUCCAAAAAAAGCCAUCCUGACGUUCGCGGGCUAUGCUGACAAGACUGCUUCGGACAAGAAGAUGGUCUGCAAUGUGAAGAAGGAAGGAGACUGCUAUUUCAACACAGGAGAUAUUCUCGUUAUGGACCAUUUCGGGUACUUUUACUUUAAAGAUCGGACUGGAGAUACAUUCAGGUGGCGAGGCGAAAACGUGUCGACGGCAGAAGUGGAAGGAGUCAUAAGCACGCUCGUUGGACUCAAGGAUGCCAUAGUUUAUGGAGUUUCUAUCCCAAACGUAGAAGGCAAAGCAGGCAUGGCGGCCAUCGCAGACCCGGAGAGGAAACUCGACAUCCCCUACCUCACCAAAGGUCUACGGUCCUCUCUACCUGCCUACGCUAGACCUCUCUUCCUCAGGGUCCUGCCCGAGCCUCCUCUCACUUCUACCUUCAAGCUGCGUAAGAAAGAUUUAAUAGAACAAGCAUACACAUUGGACCUUCAUGAAGACCCCAUGUAUUUCCUAGACCAGAAGACUGGAGAAUACGUUCCGUUAACGAGGAAGCUGUAUGAUGACAUAGUUAAAGGUGUCGUAAGACUGUGAUUCUUGCCAUGUUGGGGGUUCUUGUUGAACUCUUACUCCUAUUUAGUUUUAAAAUUGUUUUAAUAAGUAUAAGAAUAAAGGACGACUC